Molecule: messenger RNA, 618 nt
Organism: Cyclospora cayetanensis
Lineage: Eukaryota; Apicomplexa; Conoidasida; Eucoccidiorida; Eimeriidae
Exons: 3
Coding region: 1-618 (205 amino acids)
Source: RefSeq, a predicted model, not a curated record
AUGCUGCUCUUACAGAGAGUAUCUGAAAAGGUUUUGUGCUCCCUGUGCGAACCAAGAUUCGGCACUGGAGAGCUGGAGCACAAAGGCAAACCUCUUCUAUGCCCGGAUCUAUGUGAAGAAUGGUUUACGGCUUGCCAAGAUGUCUACGUUUCGGCUUCUCCGUCUGGGAGUGCCAACGACUUAGCCUUCUGCGACGGCCGCUCUCUCAUAUGCUCCCGCCUCUCUGCUAGCGUGCCGAGUGCCUCAUCGAGCACCGCACCGAAGCGGUCGCAGCGUACUGGCGGCUACGAGGGACAAGGGGAGAGUGUAGGUGGGUUACACGGCUGGCUCCGUUACAUAAGGGAAUUCGCUGACGGGGUGCUGAGCCGCCCUGAAGUCUGGUUGUUAGUAUUCUUUCUGGGAUAUAUGCUGCACCAGCUGAUCCAUCAAGCAACAAGCAUCAUCGCCACUCAUUUAGAUCAAAUGCGAGACGAGCAGAGACAACAAAUACUUGAAAGAUACGGUAUGGCAGAGGAGGAUGACUGCUUGUCUUCGGAAGAAGAGGACUGCUUGCUGAGCGACGAAUCUGAAGAAAGCUCAGAGGGCUCUGCAUCGGACAGUGAUUCUCCUCAACAGUGA